This is a messenger RNA of Chrysemys picta bellii (western painted turtle), 3199 nucleotides long. RefSeq names its product KIAA1191 ortholog. The record is from RefSeq and is a predicted model, not a curated record. Gene Ontology annotation, cellular component: cytoplasm. NCBI's taxonomy places the organism in Eukaryota, Metazoa, Chordata, Testudines, Emydidae.
GCUGUGCCCCGCAGAGGCUCUGGGCUCUUCCUCGGGCGGGUCCCUAGCUUCAGCCUCAGCGGGGCAGGUGCCUUUUGGGGUCGCUCUGCCCGCUUCGCUUCCCUGGGCGCGGCUGCGGUAAGGUGGCUGUCCUGGCUUCUUCUCCUUGUGUGCGGCUCCUCUCGGCUUGAAGUGUGGACAGCUGGCUGUAAGCACGGUGCUGGUCACGCGUCUCGCUUCAGGGUUGCUUCCUGAGUGGAAUAUUCUAGACCAGAUCCUUUGUCACCCCGUGGUCUACAAAUACAGUGUUGACCUGUCCUUCGAGUUAGUGUUUCCUAAGCUUCUCUUGGCUCCUAUUUACUGUAGUCUUAGUGUCUUUUGCAGAUAAAAACAUUCUCUAUUAUUUUAUCAGGUAACGGGAAUCAGUUCUGGAUUUCCAUAUAGAGAAACAUCUGGAUUACAGUCAUGGCUUCAAGACAACCAGAUAUUCCUGUACAGAGAUAAUCCAGUUUGAUGUGUCCAAGAUGCAUCCCACUGUGAAAGCUGCCAUCUUUGUUCUUAGCUAUUGAGCAUGGCUCUGGAGGGCUUCUAGGAAAGAUGUCCCUGCCUAUUGGAAUGCAUCGUCGGGCAUUCAGUUAUGAUGAUGCCCUGGAGGAUACAGCACCGAUGACUCCUCCUCCUUCAGAUAUGUGCUCCAAUGUCCUGUGGAAACAACCGGUCAUCCCAGAGCGCAAGUACCAGGAGCUUUCAAAGGUUGAGGAAGGGGAGACUAGCAUGUAUCCACCUGUCAUAAUCCCCUCAUCGUCCACUGAAAGUGUGAACAAGGUCCCAGUUGUGAAGGCCAAGGCCACUCAUAUCAUCAUGAAUUCUCUCAUUACAAAGCAGACUCAGGAGAGCAUUCAGCGCUUUGAACAGCAGGCAGGGCUGAGAGAUGCUGGAUACACUCCCCACAAGGGCCUCACUGCUGAGGAGACAAAGUACCACCGUGUGGCUGAGGCACUCCAUAAGUUAAAGAUGCAAAGUGGAGAGAUGGCCAAAGAAGACAAACAGACAUCUUCCACUCAAUCCACUCCAAACACCACCCCCCACUCUUCUCCCCAACAGAAACACAGGGGUUGGUUUAGUCAGGGACCCUCCAGUUCUAUCACUGGCUCAGACUUGGUCUCCAGGGAUUCUGAUGGUGGGGAUAGAGACAGAAUAUCCUCUGAAAAAUGGAGCCUUUUUGGACCCAGAGCUGUCCAGAAAUCCACUAAUGACCCAGGGGCCUUUACCGUCCAGUCCUAUAAGGGUGCCCAGAAGCCAUCCCCAAUGGAGCUGAUCCGUGCCCAGGCCACCAGGAUGGCAGAGGACCCAGCUACCUUCAAACCACCCAAGAUGGACAUUCCUGUUAUGGAGGGGAAGAAACAGUCGGCACGGUCCCAUAACCUCAAACCCCGGGAUAUGAAUGUGCUCACUCCCACGGGAUUCUAGGAAUAUCGUUGCCUCCAAGGAAGGAUGCUCUUGGUGUCUUCAUAAUGGAUUAAAGGGUGGUUUCGGGUAUGCUUCCCCAUCCCACUCUCCUGCACAGUUACCUAGGAAAGUCUGUCUUUCUUCCAUGUCAGAGCACCGAGGAGACAGAAACAAGAUCUGGAAAACAACCGUCACUACUUCUGUAGUGCAGCCUGAAUCUCCUGCUUUUUUAGAAAGUUUCUGUAAUAGCACCAAGUCCAUAUAAACCGACCUGUAUCGGCUGCAGUCCUAUUUCUCUGUACAGCAAGAGAGUCCACUGGGAGAUGUGUGCUGCUCUAAAACCUGAAAAUCACACCUUGUUGGGAGACCUCUUCCUGAGCAUCUUGCUGUGCUGAGUGGGCUGUCCUGCCCAGCUAUGUUCUAGGCUUCUACUUCUCCUCAGCUCAGGGCCCUGGACAAGUUGCCAGAAGGACAACAUGCUUCUCUGUAGGAUAUAGACAACACCAGCAGCUGGUGGUCUUGUGCUAGAGACCAAAACCCUCCAGCCAAGCCUGUCAAGAACUGGAGCAUUCACUGAAGUUCUCUAUCAAGAUUCCCUUACAUAACCAUGUGGCUCCCCUGCUCUGCAAUGUCGGUUUAUAGUAGUUCCACAUCUAGUGUUUUUCUUUGUGGGUUUCUUUGUUAAAAGGGUAAUUGGUCCAUGAACAGUGACCAUUCUAAAGAUCAGCCCUUAGUGUUAAAUUCUGCUGUGCGGUUCUGUACUGGUGCUUGGUGGCAGGGGGGAAACCUUUACUUCUGCUGUCAAAGGGCUUCAUUUUCCAGAGGGCCCAGAGGAGGAAAUGACCAGAGCUAGUGUGGCUUGAACUAAACCCUUCAUUCUCUUCUCAGAUCUUUGCAUGGUAACACCAUUCUGCUGCUUUCAGUGGGGAGCACAAAUGGAACGACAGUUGAUGUGGCACUGUGUCUCAGAGCUCUAGUUGUGUAUGUGGAGGGGAUGUAACAGUUAGAGAAAGGGACGUGGACAAUCCUUUUUCGGUAGGAUCUUUAUUUCUCAACAUCAGAUUUAUGCUUGCAGGCAUUGAGGGGGACUAAGGGAGAAUUUAAUCUUAAACAUUCCUCCUGUGCUCUGGUAAGACUUAAUAUUUUUCUUAGCCUAGAUUUAUACACAUUCAUGGGAAACAUGCAACACGUACCUUCACGUCUCUUCCUCCACAGAAGUGGGGAAGAAGCUUUUAAGUAGCCUCUAAUUCCCCAAGCAGUGGAAGGAGGCUUAGUGUGAAAUCUCCAUACCUGCCCUGUGGCAAACUGGUCACUCCAGAUUUCUUUAGAUUCCUUGACAGGUAUUGGCCUGAACUUUACCCUUUCCGUAGUCAUCACUGUAGCAGUCAGAUGGCAUGUAAGGCCCAAUCUUGUUGUAGCCAGUGUUAAAAGCCUGUUAUACUGAAAUGUCUUUCCUUGGAGCUCCAAGGAAAGACACGUCCUGCCGCACUGCAGUGCUUAGCUCAUGUCCCCCUCGAGGAAGCAUGGCUUGUAGCACAGCUUCAUUUCAAACUUCAUCACUAAUGGCAACACCAGUCACAUAGGUGUUGCAUUGAUAGCACCAAGGACUCCUACCCUAGUAAUCAUUUGUCAUUAUGGAUUGGAAGUGUGUAUGAUCAGUGGUAAUCAGACUUCUUUGACUUCCAUUAAUUUAUUUGUGCUGUUUGUGCUCAUGUCGUAUUUUUUUAAUGUGCCUAACCUUUACAAGAGAAUAAAAGCCCUUGUGAAUGGA